UUUCUGUGGAUGCCAGGAGCACAUCCACACUAAUGGGUGCUGACUUCAGGGUAUUUUAGCAGACGCCACAUCUACAUGAGAUUCACCACAUUUCAUUAUCUCCAUUUGUUAUUUUGUAGAGGUCAGACACACUGGUCUGACCGACCAUCCCUCUCUAGUGGAUACUGAAUUCCCUCUCCUCUGAAGAUGUUGGGGAAGGAUUAUAUGCUUGCUAUCAUCAUCGUUAAUUAUGAUGAUAAUCUUUGGAGUGACCAGACCCUGGAAGCUGAUCCUGAUCUUCCACCAGGAUGGAGAACAAUUCGUGACACAUCCGGGACCUAUUACUGGCAUGUACCAACAGGAACCACUCAAUGGCAACACCCAAAGUAUAGUUCAAGCUCAACACAUGGCUUAGUCCCAAUCCAGGAAAAGAAAGACCUCCAAUCCUCUGUGAGUGAUGUACCCCCAGCACGGCCAUUUUCUUCCACAGGGAUUGCAGACAGACGGCGUUCUCUUCCUUGGCAUGACGAGGACUUAUUUUACAAUAUUGAUGAACCAGGCUCUAAGAGUUUUGCGGUUCACUGUCUUGGAUGGGUGGAAAUCCCAGAAGAAGACCUUGCACCAGGAAAGAGCAGUAUUACAGUUAAUAACUGUAUCCAGCAACUUGCACACACUAAAUGUGAUGGCACAGACAUACUGGGACCAACAAAUGACGGUCAAAAUAUGGUCAUGAUCUUGAAAAAUGAUACUAUGAGUUUGGUUGAUCCACUCGAUCACAGUUUAAUCCACUCUCAGCCCAUCACUAACAUCCGCGUGUGGGGGGUUGGCUGUAAUAAUGGCAGAGACAGGGAUUUUGCUUUUGUGGCUAAUGACAAAGAUACCUGCAUGCUCAAGUGUCAUGUUUUUCACUGUGAUGUCCCAGCAAAAGCUAUUGCAAGUGCUCUGCAUGACAUGUGCUCUAAGAUCAUGGCAGAAAGAGCAGUAGCCAGUAAUAGCAUCACUCGUUCUGUUACAUUGGAGACGAUAUCACCAGAGAGUUUACCAGUUCAAGUUGAUAUUUUGGAUGCUGUGAGACAAUCCACUAAGAAGUGUGACGUUCUUUACCUUGGCAGUCUGCCUGUUUCAAAACCAAUGGGUAUAGAGGUAUUGAAUGAUACAAUUGAAAAUGUAACCAGCAACACACUCAGGGAAGAUUGGAGACCUGCUGUCAUCGAAGUUACUGAUACUGUGCUAACAGUGCGUCAAAAAGAGGAUGCUGAAGAGGAUCCCAUAUGGCAAUGCCAAGUUCGUUAUGUAACAUUCAUUGGCAUCGGAAAAGACCCUCAUACUUUUGCAUUAAUUGUGGAUGUGGGAAAGCAGUGCUUCCAGUGCACGGUGUUUUGGUGUGAGCCAGAUGCCGGGAAUGUGUCUGAAGCUGUCCAGGCUGCAUGUAUGGUUCAGUACCAGAAAUGUGUAGUCGCUUCAUCUUCAAGGAUAAAAACGAAAGCUCCUGGGAAAUCACUUCUGAAAAUAAAGAGGACUACUAGUGUAGAUUCUCCAAUUUCUCCAUUCACUUCUAGUGGUCACAAUCUGCAGAAAAAUACGGGAACAGGUAAAAGAAGAGGAGUCAUGGCUUUCUUUGAAUCAUUUAAACAGAAACAUGCCAUGCAUACACCUUAAACAGAUAUUGAUUAUUCUUUUUUUUAAGUUAAUCACAUAUUUUGUAGAUCUUUUAGUAGGUUUUUGAGAUUUCAGACAAUAUAUAUAUAUAUAUAUAUAUAUAUAUAUAUAUAUAUUAAGCUCUGAAAAGACCUGGUGCUGAAUCAGAGGAUUUAGCAUUAAAUUAUAUUGAAGCAUGUGCUUAGGGGAUAGAGGAUUAACAUUUUUGGUGCCAAGAUGUAUUCCUGUUGUGGGGAUUGUCCAAAAUCCACUGAAUUCUAUGUUAUCUAAGAAAUCCAUUACUGGAAGCGAUGUUACGCUGCGUUGCUUCAUCUACACUGAAUUAAACCCUUUUGAAACUGGAUGCAGCAUUGGAAACAUUAUUCCUACUGCCAUUAAAUGCCCAAACUGUCUCCAGAAGUUUUAUUUUUAAACUAGUAAAGCUUUGCUUCAUUAAUCAUUUUUGCCAGAAAUGCAAUCAUCAUGUGACACAAAAGCAGGCACUGAUAAGCUGUUGUCAUGGAAACGAAAUUU
This is a messenger RNA of Spea bombifrons (plains spadefoot toad), 2151 nucleotides long. RefSeq names its product amyloid beta precursor protein binding family B member 3 (gene APBB3). Gene Ontology annotation, molecular function: amyloid-beta binding; transcription factor binding. The record is from RefSeq and is a predicted model, not a curated record. Bases 187 to 1638 code for a protein of 483 amino acids. Gene Ontology annotation, cellular component: nucleus; cytoplasm. Lineage: Eukaryota; Metazoa; Chordata; Amphibia; Anura; Pelobatidae. Gene Ontology annotation, biological process: regulation of DNA-templated transcription. The transcript is spliced from 13 exons.